Molecule: messenger RNA, 1091 nt
Organism: Drosophila serrata
Lineage: Eukaryota; Metazoa; Arthropoda; Insecta; Diptera; Drosophilidae
Source: RefSeq, a predicted model, not a curated record
AAUACUUUAAAUGGCUUCCUGUUUGGCGUGAGUCAUCAAACAGGGGGAAAUAUCAAUUCAGGAAAUGAAAGAACAGUCAUUGACUUUCUGAAUUUUGAGAGAUUAUCGGGUAUGAAGAGAGCUGCAAUUUAUUUUCAUAGCGAUAAGGUGUUUCCCUCCUAUCAAGCUUACCAGAAAUAAGCUGCAAGUCAGUUUAAUUAAAAUUUUCCAUCGUAAUGGUCGCUCAACUCCCAGUUAUAAUAUUACUAAGUUUAACUUGGUUUUCGAAGCCACUUCAGGCGGUUAUUAAAGGAAAUAUUAAUGUGACACUAAUUGAUUCGAUGGCGACACAUCUAAGUGGAAGUCCUGUGGCUUUGGAUACUUGGAGCAAGGAGAUGAGCCUGGUUUUGGAGAAGGAACAGCAGGAGCGACUGGCCUGGAAUGUACCAUGGUUCAAAAUCCUGCAGGAGGAGAGAGUUUCUCUAGUGGAGCUUCAAAACCAACUGAAGCCGAAUAAUUCCCUGAAACUGAGACUCUGGCUGAGCUUCUACUGGCACCUUCGACGUUCUCAGACACUAAAUAAGAUACUGCUAGCCAACUUUGCCCUGGAAUUGAGAGACCUUCGAAGACACCAUCCUCAUAUGUGGAGUUAUUAUCUACAAAACAUGUUGCAGAGUCUGCCGCCACAUCUGAGGAUUCUAGCCCAAAGUCGAUGGUUGUGUCUGCAGCACAAAAGGGAGAUGUUCUACGUUUCUACGGGUUACCAUCUGGAAUUGGGUGCCAAUGACCAUUGCGACCUGUGGCGGAUUCAGGAUGCGCAGAAGGAUUAUUUCCUGCUUCUCGUUAACUCUUGUAGGGAAGAGCGCUAUUUCCUUAUUAAUAUAUCAGAGGAUUACCAAGGAUCCUACCAAUUGCUACGACCCACAAACUACAUGAAUAAUACUUUUUGUGUUUUAAGAGGUUUAGCUUAUUUUAGAGAAACCUCUCAAGUUUCCGAAUCGGAUUUAAGUUGCCGAUGGCAGCUUAAUGAUUGCAGUUAUUUGCCUACUCGGUUAUUAGGUGAAAGAGAGUUGGGGGAAAAUAAACUAAAAGAAGUGAAGUGCGAAAGGUAA